GUGCAGGAGGCGGGACAUCGAAGAGCCAAUCACAGCACAGUUUGUUGUCUCUCUUUAGCUCGCUACAGCCCUCAGGUGGAACAGCUCAUUACAGGGAAGCAGAUGAUGUGUGUAUGAGUGAGUGUGUAUAUGGGUGUGUGUGUGUGUGUGUGUGUGUGUGUGUGUGUGUGUGUGUGUGUAUGUAUGUAUGUAUGAAUGAGUGAGUGAGUGAGUGUGUAUAUGGGUGUGUGUGUAUGAGUGUGCGUGCGUGAGUGAGUGAGUGUGAGAGUGUGCAGCAGGAUGUUGGGCGAGGUGGUAUCCCCACGCUGCAGGGACAUUGAGAGGAAGGCAGGGUACAUGCGGCCGGAGGAGUGUGCCUUUCCCCCGUCGGUCCCAUCGGCGCUCCCCUCGGGCCGGUGGUGUAUACGGGAUGUGUGUGGUGUGGUUUGUGCGGUUCUCACCUGGUUCCUGGUUCUGUACGCUGACUUUGUGGUGAUGUUCGUCGUGCUGCUGCCUGUGAGGAACGCUGUGUACAGCGUGCUCAACGCCACCCUGUUCAACACCCUCGCUGUGCUGGCGCUCACUUCACACAGCCGUGCCAUGUGCACCGACCCCGGGGCCGUGCCGAAGGGAAAUGCCACUAAAGAGUACAUAGAGAGUCUGCGCCUGAAACCAGGACAGGUCGUCUACAAGUGUCCUAAAUGCUGCAGUAUCAAACCUGACCGAGCUCACCACUGCAGUGUGUGUAAGCGCUGUAUCAGGAAGAUGGACCACCACUGUCCUUGGGUGAACAACUGUGUGGGUGAAAACAACCAGAAAUACUUUGUGCUUUUUACGAUGUACAUUGCUCUGAUAUCGCUCCACGCUCUCAUCAUGGUGGGGUUCCACUUCAUCUUCUGCUUUGAGCAGGACUGGGCAAAGUGCAGCAGUUUUUCCCCCCCAACCACGGUGAUCCUUUUGAUCCUGCUGUGUUUCGAGGGACUCCUCUUCUUCAUCUUCACCGCCGUCAUGUUCGGUACCCAGGUUCACUCGAUCUGCACCGAUGAGACUGGUAUAGAGCAGCUGAAGAAAGAAGAGCGACGAUGGGCCAAGAAGUCCAAGUGGAUGAGCCUGAAGGUGGUCUUUGGACACCCGUUCUCCAUAGCAUGGUUUAAUCCACUCGCCAUGCCCGAACACGGCAAAGCAGACCCGUUCCAAUACAUCGUCUGAGCGGACCUGUCUCAAUCAAGAUGGCCUUAUUUUUUUUUAUUAGAUGGCCUUUUUUUUUUUUUCCCAGGGUGUGAUUCAGGGCAUGUCCUAAUCUUAUACAAGAAGUGCAUUUUUCUGUUUAGAUUUUUUUUCUCUUUGGGUUAUAUUUUCACACUGUAGUGUGUGUGUGAUGAGAUAUACACACCUGCAUUGUUUUUUGCGAUAGUGGAAAUGUUCACCAGUGUUUUAUUCUCACACAUUCGUACAUGCCUCAGGGGGUGAGCCUGCAGGAAAUGUGAUCAUUUUUUAAUUUUAGUCUCGAGAUAAUACCUAAAACGAGGUCAAGUGGGUGAGGAAAAGCUUCACAUUUCUCCAUACUGGAAACAUUGCCUUAAAAAUAUAUAUUUUUUCUUUUAAAAACUGUUAUCAAAUACUGCCUUUUUAAAUGGGAUGUACCAUCUCCCUGGAAUAGGGGUGAUGAUAGUUAUACACUGAGAUACACUUCUCUUUUUUUUUUCUUUUUCCUUUUCUUUUAAUGACUAUCUUUAAAUAAUGCUAUAUAUAUAUAUAUAUAUAUAUA
This is a messenger RNA of Ictalurus punctatus (channel catfish), 1747 nucleotides long. It is a transcript of the gene zdhhc3b, whose product is annotated as zinc finger DHHC-type palmitoyltransferase 3b. The record is from RefSeq and is a predicted model, not a curated record. The transcript is spliced from 7 exons. Gene Ontology annotation, biological process: peptidyl-L-cysteine S-palmitoylation; protein targeting to membrane. Gene Ontology annotation, molecular function: protein-cysteine S-palmitoyltransferase activity. Lineage: Eukaryota; Metazoa; Chordata; Actinopteri; Siluriformes; Ictaluridae. Bases 280 to 1188 code for a protein of 302 amino acids. Gene Ontology annotation, cellular component: Golgi apparatus; endoplasmic reticulum.